Rhododendron vialii is the source of this 2815-nucleotide messenger RNA. Its product is annotated as probable xyloglucan glycosyltransferase 6. The transcript has 5 exons. Lineage: Eukaryota; Viridiplantae; Streptophyta; Magnoliopsida; Ericales; Ericaceae. Gene Ontology annotation, cellular component: Golgi apparatus. The record is from RefSeq and is a predicted model, not a curated record. Gene Ontology annotation, molecular function: glycosyltransferase activity. Bases 286 to 2370 code for a protein of 694 amino acids.
CAACACGGCCUGGUUUCUUCAUGACAUGAGAGCAAACAGCAAAGCUCGCUCUCCGCUAAAUCUGGGCGAACUGAACUGAAAACCCUAUCUAAAUUUAGUCCAAACCAAACCUCACCCUUCCCUCUCCUCCGGAUCACGAAGAGAGAGAAAAGAAAAAAAAAGAAAAAAACAAGCUUCCAAUGAUCCACUCACAUCGGAGCUACACGCAGAGAGAGCCAUCAUCAUCAUCACCGAUCUGAAACAAAAAAAUCAACAAAAUUUCCGCCAUUGCCGUCGAAUUUUUUCAUGUCUCGAAAACCAAACUAUGAAUUUCAAGAAUGGUGGAACAAACAGCGAGAAAACAACAACAACAGCAGCAGCAGCAACAGCAAUCACCACCACGACCUCUUCUUGCCCGACCACAGCAACGACAGCAGCUUCUUAACGGUCGAGAUCCGCAGCCCCGCCGCCGACCGGACGGUCGAGAAGGACCGAUCGCGCUCCGCCCGCCAAAUCUCCUGGCUCUGCCUGCUCCGGUUCCAGCAAAUCAAAAACUCCUUCGCUUACGUAACCAAUGCCUCCUUGUCGUUGCUCAGAACCGCCCGCCGCCGCGUUUCCGCCGCGAGCUCGGCGUCGCGGCGGUCGGAGUCGAAAAUGUACCGCGCGAUCAAGGCGUUUCUGGUAAUUUUGCUGGUCCUGCUGGCGUUCGAGCUGGUGGCGUACUUCAAAGGCUGGCAUUUUAGUCCGCCGACGGUUAGGUCGGAUUUUGUCGUGGUUGUUUACGCGAAUUGGAUUGAUGUUAGGGCGAGGUACUUGGCGCCGGCGCUGCAGAGCUUGACGAGCGUGUGUGUGUUUUUGUUCUUGGUUCAGUCGGUGGAUCGGGUGGUGUUGGUGCUGGGGUGUGCUUGGAUUAAGCUUCGGAGGUUGAAGCCUGUGGCGGUGAUGGAGUAUCCGGGGGAGGAGGAGGAGAGGGAUGAUGUGAAAUCGGAGGAGUAUCCGAUGGUGUUGGUGCAAAUCCCUAUGUGCAAUGAGAGGGAGGUUUACCACCAAUCGAUUGCAUCAGUGUGUGUUCAGGACUGGCCAAGGGAGAGAAUGCUUGUACAAGUUUUGGAUGAUUCUGAUGACUUGGAUGUUCAAGACCUCAUCAAUGCAGAAGUGCAGAAAUGGCAACAAAGGGGCGUGCGCAUUCUAUAUAGACAUCGUCUUAUCCGGACGGGCUAUAAGGCAGGGAAUCUUAAAUCUGCAAUGAGUUGUGAUUAUGUCAAAGAUUACGAGUUUGUGGCAAUCUUUGAUGCUGAUUUUCAACCAGCACCUGAUUUCUUGAAGAAGACUGUUCCAUAUUUCAAGGGACAUGAUGAUGUAGCAUUGGUCCAAGCAAGGUGGACCUUUGUCAACAAGGAUGAGAAUUUGCUCACAAGAUUACAGUACAUAAAUUUGUCAUUCCACUUUGAGGUUGAACAACAAGUCAAUGGAGUGUUCAUAAACUUUUUUGGUUUUAAUGGAACCGCUGGUGUAUGGAGGAUAAAGGCUCUUGAGGAAUGUGGUGGCUGGUUGGAACGAACUACAGUUGAGGACAUGGAUAUUGCUGUUCGUGCUCACCUUUGUGGAUGGAAGUUUAUAUAUCUGAAUGAUGUUCAGUGCCUUUGUGAAUUGCCAGAGUCCUACGAAGCGUACAAGAAACAGCAAUACCGCUGGCAUUCAGGUCCAAUGCAACUGUUCCGCUUGUGUUUCAUGGACGUUAUCCGUUCAAAGGUGAGUUGGGCCAAGAAAGCAAAUUUGAUAUUUCUAUUCUUCCUCCUCCGGAAGCUUAUCCUGCCUUUCUAUUCAUUCACUCUGUUCUGCAUUAUUCUUCCUCUGAGCAUGUUUCUACCGGAAGCCCAGUUACCCGCAUGGGUAGUUUGUUAUGUCCCUGGAAUCAUGUCCGUCUUAAAUAUCCUUCCUGCACCACGGUCAUUCCCGUUCAUCGUUCCCUUCCUCUUAUUUGAGAACACAAUGUCCGUGACAAAAUUCAAUGCCAUGAUAUCUGGACUAUUUAAAUUCGGAAGCUCUUAUGAGUGGGUAGUUACAAAGAAAUUAGGCAGAUCGUCAGAAGCGGACCUUAUCGCCGUCAUGGAAAACGAGUCUCAACCUCUCGUGGAAAAUCCCAGUCAUAGAAGAUCCUCAUCAGAAUCAGGAAUUGCUGAGCUUACUAAGUUAGAGAUGAAUAGGAAAUCUGGGAAGAAUAGAAGAAAUCUUCUUUACAGAAAGGAACUUGCCCUUGCGUUUAUUUUGUUGAGUGCAGCGGUAAGAAGCUUGUUGUCUGCUCAGGGGAUUCACUUCUACUUCCUAUUGUUUCAAGGGGUCACUUUCCUAGUUGUUGGCCUCGAUUUGAUUGGAGAGCAGGUGAGUUGAAGGUUUUAGGUUAUUUCUUCUUGAUUCACACGAAAUGGAAAAUCACAUUGACCGGUUAUCGGCUUCCAUUUGAAGCGAUUCAUAUAGUUGGGAAAUGUGGAUGAUCAUAUGUGUAAUCUAUUUAUGCACUUUGGGGAAAGAAUGACCAUAUCGUAUCCUGGUGCCAAAUCGCGUGAACUCGGAAUUGAUGUAAAUUAGUCCUAAAAUUGGGUAGGAAUGGGGGGAGGAGGUAGAAGUAUUCUUUGCUGUUAGGGCCUGUUUUUUUUUGUUAAAAUGUAGUGCCACUGUAUUCAUUUAGCUGCCUAGUAUGGAGCAGGCAUUUUUAGGUUUUUGUAAGUUGGGUCAUUCUUUAUUUUUGUUGCCAAACAACAGGUUAUGUGAGGUUACAUGUAUUUUCAUUGAAUUAGUGUUGGAAAUUAUUUUUUUGAAGUGGGAAAUUGUUUUA